AUGAAGAAGAAACUCAAGGACGAAGAAAGAAGAUGCAGUGUAAAAAACGUCGAAGUAGUAGCAGUGGUGAUGAGUGAUGACGUAAGCGUUCAUCGACGACUGAGUGAGACACGAGAUUCUAGUGAGAAGGAGGAGGAGGAGGAUCAGGAGGAAAAGAGACAAGAAAAAGUCAACGAGGAGGAAGAAAUGGUGACGAUUUCUGUCUUGGAGCUGGAAAAAUGGCAGCAAAGAGUGAUUUUUCAUGUAGAAGACCAUUUUUCCAAUGAACAAUUGAAGAGAAUUGCCGAGUUUGGACGUGUCCAUGGAAGCAUUGUACAGGAAGCGAAACAGUAUGUGAGCAAUAUGGAGAUACAGAUGAUGAAUCAAUUUGAAGAAGAACGAGCUGCGUUGCGUGCACAGGCCGAGGAGUUUAUUGCAAAGACAGCUGCUGAAAACAAGAUUCUCCGGCAUCAGGUAGAUGACUUGACGCAACAGGUUGAUCGACUCGAGAAGGUGGUAGAUACGUUGGAGAAGCAGGUAAAUAUUGGCAGGUCUGAUGUUGCACAGAAUCAUCAAAAGCAAGAUAUGAGACACCAGGAACAUGGCGGACAAGUUUGCCAGACUUUUUCACCAUCAAAUAAUCGAGCCCAAGUACAACACGAUAGCGGAGAGACACACGAGAGAGUAGGAAAUGGUUUGAGUAACGUAAAGCACGUGAACGGGUACCGAUCUGGUAGUAAAACGGACUUUUCCUCUCCACAGCCAGCUAAGCAGAGAGGUGGUGAACUGAUCGAUUGCUUCUGCUUGUCGAUACCUACCGAUUCGAUCCCCAAUCACGUUGUUUGCUUGGCGACCGAUCAAGAGCGGCAACAUCAACAAUUAGACUCAUCAUGUAAAGAUGACAUACCUACAAAGUUCACUUUGUUGAAACAGAAUGGACAUAAAAAGAUAGACUUGUCCAAGACACCUGCAGGAGCGGGCAAAGCACGACGUCAUGGAGAUGGCUAG
Molecule: messenger RNA, 987 nt
Organism: Peronospora belbahrii
Lineage: Eukaryota; Oomycota; Peronosporomycetes; Peronosporales; Peronosporaceae
Source: the annotation of a GenBank genome assembly